Triticum urartu is the source of this 705-nucleotide messenger RNA. RefSeq lists its product as uncharacterized. The record is from RefSeq and is a predicted model, not a curated record. Lineage: Eukaryota; Viridiplantae; Streptophyta; Magnoliopsida; Poales; Poaceae.
AUGGCGACCACCAAUGAGUUAUCGAUGAAGCUCCUGAUCGACACCAAGUCUCAGAAGGUGUGCUUUGCCGAGGCCGGCAGCGACGUCGUGGAGUUCCUCUCCGGCCUCCUCUCCCUGCCGCUGGGCACCGUGACCACCCUGCUCACCAAAGAGCGCAUGGUGGGCAGCAUCGGCAACGUGGUCGGCAGCAUGGAGAAGCUGGACGCAAACUACAAGAGCAAGGAGCUGCGCCUCAGCCCGGAAGUUGGCCCUGCCAUGCUCUCCCGCCUGCAGCAGCUGCUGAGCGCGCAGCUCACCAACGGCGAUGUCACACACCGUAACACUAGAAACUCGUACAAUGAGCAUAGCAGUGAAUACGCGGCCGCGAUGCUCGCCCCCGCCAGAGCCUACGGGAACGUGGCUCCCGCCGCAGCAGCCACGACCACGGUGCUACCUGCGUCCACAUACACGGUCCGGGACGACCUCUCGGUGACGCCGGCGUCUUUUUUCACGACGAUCCCUAUGCUGGGCAUCACGCGGUUUGCACAGUGCGGCGUCAAGGACUUCAGCGUGAUGCAGGAGAAGACAGUGAAGAUCGGCAAGGAAGAGGCGCUGGGAAUACUCGCUACUUCCCUCAAGUCGAAGACCGUCCUGACUGACGUCUUCCUGCCGAAGAAGAAUGCUCGCUGCAAGAGAGAACCUCCUGAGGAAGUCAUUCAGUUAUGA